AUGCCUACACACAUUCUUUCAAUGCUUGAUCCACCUAAUAAUGUUCUUGAACACUUACAUAAAACUUUUGCAAAGUUCUUCUGGAGCAAUAAGGAAGAGGGCAGAAGCAGGCAUUGGACAAAGUGGCAGAAUCUAUGUCUUCCUAAGGAGGAGGGAGGAGUAGGUUUUAGAUCUUUGAUUGAUGUCUCAAAGGCCUUAUUUGCUAAAUUGUGGUGGAGAUAUAGAACUACCAAGUCAUUAUGGUCCAAUUUCAUGCGGAACAAGUAUUUCAAAAAAGAACUACCUACUGUGGUUCAAUUUAGGAAAGGAUCACAUAUUUGGAGGAAAAUGUUAGAGGCAAGGGAAAAAGUUGAGCAUGAAAUCUUAUGGGAAAUGAACAGGGGGUCUACUAAUGUUUGGUAUGAAAACUGGACUGGAUUAGGGGCCUUAUAUCAUGUAGUACCUCCAGAAUUCUCAAUCAAUGAAGAAUUGCAAGAAGUGGCUGAAUUGAGAGAUGAUGAAGACUGGAAUGAGAAACUUCUGGAUCAAUCUUUCCCACAAAAUAUUGCUAAUCACAUUAGACAAGAAGUGCACUUUGUUGAUGCUAAUGAUUACUGGGAUACCCCAAGAUGGAUGCCAACAUCUUCAGGUAAGUUUACUAUUAGUAGUGCAUGGAGAAUUUUGAGACAUAGAGAGCCAAGUAAUCCUAAACUUGCCAAGUUAUGGACCAAGCUAUUACCUUUCAAAAUUUCUUUGAACCUUGCAAAUCUAAGUUGCUCUCCCUCGGAUGUUGCUGCCCUGAAACCUGGAACCUGA
Nicotiana attenuata is the source of this 795-nucleotide messenger RNA. RefSeq lists its product as uncharacterized. NCBI's taxonomy places the organism in Eukaryota, Viridiplantae, Streptophyta, Magnoliopsida, Solanales, Solanaceae. Bases 1 to 795 code for a protein of 264 amino acids. The record is from RefSeq and is a predicted model, not a curated record. The transcript has a single exon.